UUAAAUGAAAGCCGUUUCAGUGUUUAUUGUAACACUGUAGCUAAACAAACAGUUUGAAAACCUGAAGACAAAGAUUAUUUUGCUUCUUCAUAACGCACGUUUUUUGUAAAUUCCCAAGAUGUGAGACCACACGUGCGAACGUUUGUAACAAUUUUAAACAACCCAGAAUUUGUCACUGAAAAUUAUAAGUUAAAUUUGCAAUACCAAUGUUCUCAUCCAGCAAUAAUUGUCUUAUUUAUUGACGGGUAUGAAAACGAAGACAAAAUAUUUCGCAAUGAGACAAACCCCCUCAUUGCAAAUCCACCACAAACUUUGUUUCAACAUGUCUGGACAUGCCUCUAUUCAGUUGACGCAAAGCAGAUCACUGUGCGGUUAAAUUUACCAAGGAAAUUUGUUUACAAACCAAAUUUUCUUACCCCAGUUUCUACGUUAGAAGAGAUGAAGUUAAAGGUCUGCAUUAUUGAAGUAAAAACAUGGGAGCAACACAACCAACUGAAUCCACACAUCAAUUAUCAAGCUUUAUUCGGAAGUUCCAAGAUUAAACUACAACUCCCAAUGAAAACCCUCCCACCACUGGACAGAAAAAGAUCAGUUUGUAAAUGCUGUCUCUCAUGGCCUGCUACUGUAUUAAAUAAAGUUUGGCAGAAAAGUUUAGGAAAAUCUAUGCCUGAAGAUGAAUGUACAGACAUUGUAAAGCACCCAAUGCUUGCAAACGAUGAACCGUAUGGAGUCAUUAAAACAUACAGUGAGUUUCACAAAAAUGAGUUGAGAAAACAACAAAGAAAUACUUAUACUAGAUUUACUUUUACGACUGUAAUGUACUUACAAAAGUGGUGUGACCAGGAUACGCUUUGUGGGAUAUUGCAACAUGUUAACGGGGUGGAAUUGCUUGAUACACCUGUAGUGUUACUCAAUUCUAAAGGUCAGCUCCACGUACAGGUAAAACUGGAUGAUGAAAAGUCAUAUGCUUAUGUGUCAGAAUGGACUGUUCCUAUCAAUGAAUGGGUGAAACUGGAAAUGCGACAGUUUAAUGCUUUGACAAAUAUUACGCUGUUUCAUGGACCAAACUUUUCAAGAUCUUCAGUUUUUGUCUCAGUAUUCCACAAACCUGUUUCAUUCAGAGCCACAAACGGUCACUUCAUAGUCGGUGGAAGCAUGUUAUGUAAAAGUAUAAGUGGCGUCAUUGCUUCAGCAAAGUUUUGUAGAAACAAAGGGGCAUCUGUUGCUGAUAAGACUAUAACAUCUUGGAAAAAUGAGGCAUUUCCAUUUGUUGAAACUGAUCGUUAUAAGACACAACAAGUUCUUAUUCGUAAACUGAUCAUGAAAUCGUGGAGAAAGCGACACAACUCUGAAAAAAAAGUCUGUAGAUCUGCAUUUAUUGAGAUGAUUCAAAACAACACAAGAUCUGAUAUGUGUACCACAUGUAGUAAUGUAACUGAUACCAAAUUCUCACUAUUUGAUGGAGUAAUCAACAGCCUUUCAAAUUCUGACAUAACAACAAAAGAAUCAAUUUUUACCGGUGUUGCGGAAUAUUUGUACAAAACGUUUUUGACAACUAUUGAAAAUUCAGGCACGCUUAGUUCUGUUCAUGAAAAUAUUAAGUUUCUAUCAUAUGCUGNNAAGCUUGGACAUGGGCCUUCUCAAUAUCUACUGUAUGUGGUUUUUAAAAAUGGUGUUGGUGUUACAACAGAUGUUAAAAAGGCUCGAAAAUACUUAGUACGUUGUAUACCAUCUGGGAACAGAAUGUGUCUCAAAGCAAUGGGGUACAACUACCUGAAUGGUGGUUCUGGAUUUCCCAAAGAUAUAACUCUUGCAUCAUAUUAUUAUUUCAAUGUUGGUCAUCAAACACAACAAGAUUUGAUGGAGCAUUCCCAGCAUUUGGCUUCAGUGAACAAUGUUCGUUUAACCGACACCUUAGCCAUGAAGGAACAACUUUCAGAAGAAGAUGAUUUAUUUUAUUGGAUCAAACAUCAAGCAACAAAGGGUGUUUUUACUGCACAGGUAUUUAUACUAGAAGCAUUAAAAUGGAAUGGAUGUCACUUUUUAUUCUAUAGUGUAUACUUGCUUACAUGUUAUCAUGUAUGUAACUGUGAUUUUGUAUUGAUGACACUUCACCAGUCAUUAGUGACUGGUGGUAGGUUAGAGCAAUUGUGGUUGUCUGCCCACGAACGCGCACGUACAUAAUUGUAGCAACUUGAACCCAGUAUUAC
Molecule: messenger RNA, 2210 nt
Organism: Ciona intestinalis (vase tunicate)
Lineage: Eukaryota; Metazoa; Chordata; Ascidiacea; Phlebobranchia; Cionidae
Source: RefSeq, a predicted model, not a curated record